Messenger RNA from Linderina pennispora, 893 nucleotides. RefSeq lists its product as uncharacterized. The transcript has a single exon. The record is from RefSeq and is a predicted model, not a curated record. The coding region runs from base 481 to 795 and encodes 104 amino acids. NCBI's taxonomy places the organism in Eukaryota, Fungi, Kickxellomycota, Kickxellomycetes, Kickxellales, Kickxellaceae.
CUUCAAUAUACUAUCUCGUCCUUAGUGCAGGGCUAUAUUUGGUAUUUGCGGAGUCAAAUUAGUCACUGUGACUCAGCCAUCAGGUGGAGUUGAUAAUGCUUUACCACUAUCUAACAGCCAACUUGCCCUAUUCGUCGCAUAAUGACUGCCACAGAGCCAAAAGGGGUAUUAUAGAAUCUCAUUUUGGCCAGUUGUGGAGGCUGCACCAUUGUUUAUUUUAACACGCAUGCAUACAAUCCAGCUGCUAUUGCCACUGCCAUUCCAGAGCGUAUUUCACUUGUCAUACCAUGUCACUCGGUGUGCUGUCACAGCGUUGAGAGCUUGCAGUUUUCUGAUCCGUCUUCGCUGCAUUCUACUUUUGCAUUCAAUUGCCAAAGUUUUUAUCUUUACUAACUUUAGGCAAUUUCAUUCACACUGUUGGCAUUGGAACCCCAAUCCACUUCCAUGCCAACACGCAAAAAUAUCUACUACAAAAGCAUCAUGAAAGUCCAGCCAGUCUCCCCUUUUCUCUUCAGUCCACUAUUCUGCUUUAUUUCAUCUAGUUUCCUAUAUGCUGAUGAGCACAUGAUCCCAAAGGGUAAUGCCAAAGAUAGGAAGGAAGCGUCUUUGAUAUGUCUGAAUGUGCUGUCUACUGUAAGGAUCAACUAUAUAAUGUGGAGAGAUAGCUUCUUAUGUUGCGCGCCCGAUGCGGCUGUCCCUGACAUCGACAUGUCAGCCGAAUCAAGUGACAGAAAUCCAGGCGCCAACGAGAGCCCCGCUACAGCCUACGAUAUGGAGGUAGAGUCUAGCCUCUGAUAAGUUGCACAGAUGGCAGUAUUAAAAACUCCCCUGCGCAACUCGUCUAUUCCCUUUUCUCUCUUUUCUUCAGUAUUAAAUAUACCUUUUAAAACCCC